AUGCUGUGUGCACUCCGUCUCGAACCUUCUCUUCUAGAAACGUUAUGGCGAAACCCACCCCCUGGCUACAACGUUCCUGAUACCAGACAGCUCGGCUUCACCCAUCCUCGGACUACUAACCCGAUGAGAAUGAGACUUGACGAUAACCGCAUGAGAAACUACAGCGUGAAAAUGCUAGAACUGGUGAAGAUGUGUAUUCAGCCGGUUCCUGAGAACAGGCCUACGCCAGCUUUGUUGCUUGCCGAUAUCCAGACAUACAUGGCUGGGAGAGAUGGAGGUAUGCAGGCUAGGCCGGGUCCUCUUCCCUGGAAUUUUUCACAGGCUCUGAGGAUGAGUCUCGCAGACAAGUACAAGGUCGGAAAGAAACCUUAUCAGCCAGCCAGACUCAGAUAG
Aureobasidium subglaciale EXF-2481 is the source of this 393-nucleotide messenger RNA. RefSeq lists its product as uncharacterized. Lineage: Eukaryota; Fungi; Ascomycota; Dothideomycetes; Dothideales; Saccotheciaceae. The coding region runs from base 1 to 393 and encodes 130 amino acids. The transcript has a single exon. The record is from RefSeq and is a predicted model, not a curated record.